UCUUGGUGUUUUGGGUCUUGAUCAUAUUGUGCCCUCCGAAAAGAAAUUCACGUUUUUCAUUUGUCGUUUCUGGAGACUUUCACUAAGCAUACUGCAAGGGAAGAUGAAACUAAAACGUUUGGUGAGUAGCUUAGCGCUCUUGAUAGUUCUGAGCCUACCAAUAACUUUUGCCGAAGACUGGUCAUGGGGCACUGUGGAAGAUGUCUCAACCUUUCCACCUUCAGAAAAUUCAACGUCCGGUUUUGACACAUUCGAAAGUAAUAACAGCAGUGAAGUGGAACCCUCUGACCGUGAACCACGCUUCCUGGGAUUCAGUGAGAAGCUAUGUUCACUUGGGAUUGGUAGCAAGUGCGACAAGAAACCCUAUCCAGAUGCUGUAGAUUCUCACUAUGGUCCUCCACCUGUUGUUGGUUCUUCUUUGACCUCAAGCAGCUAUGCCACUCUUGAAUAUGACAACUACAGCAAGGAGGGGCAUGGAUAUCCUUCUGUACCUUCAAAAGUCUCUGCAGGAGGUAUCAAGCCUUUCUUUGUGCCACCGAAACCAUAUCCACAAACCAUUGUAAAACCCCAUCCAACCCAUCAUAAUACUCAUCAAAUAAGCCCAACGUAUGAAGCCCCAAAACCCACAUAUAAGGUACCAGAACCAGCAUAUGAGGCACCAAAGCCUGCAUAUGAAGCUCCAAACCCUUCUCAUAUCACUGUACCUCAUGGAGAUGUAAAGCCAUCUUCUGUAGUUCAGCACAUUCAUAGUCAUACCCACAUUCACCAUGGAGCACAAGAAAAUGCCCCAUCCGGUUCUGCAGUUUUUGUCUCUACGGGAAGUGCUUUACCUUCGUCUGGGAAGACAAUUGUUCAGAGUCCCGUAGGAGAUAAGGUCAGUGGUAGUGGAUUUCACUCCACUGGACAAUCUGAAAUAUUGCAAUCAAGCUCUGUCGGAGCCUUUUCAUCUGCUACCUUUGGAGGUCAAGUGAUAGGUAAUUUUGGAGACCAGGUUAGCAGUACUGGAUUCCAAUCUUCAGGUCAGUCUGGCUCCGCCUUCCAACCCAGUUCUAAAGGAGUUUCAUCGGCUGUGUCUAGCGGAACUAUUCCACCUUUUCAGGGUCAAGUAGGGAGUGCAUUUGGAGAUCAGAUCAGUAGCACUGGAUUCCAUUCCUCAGGAGUAUUUGGAUCCGGAUCCAUUCCAAGUAAAGUUAUCCCUCCUGUGUCUACUGGAGAUAUCCAGCAAUCAUCUUUUGGAGGUCAUGUGAGUGGUACUGGAUUCCAGUCUUCAGGCCAAUCUAGCUCAGUCUUCCAAACAAUUUCAAAUGGAGUGGCAUCAGCUGUGUCUGGUGUUACUAUCCCACCUUAUAAAGGUCAGGUAGGGGGUGCAUUUGGAGAUCAAACCAGUAUCAAUGGAUUCCAUUCCUCAGGAGUAUUUGGAUCUGUAACCAUUCCAUCUAAAGUAUUCCUCCUGUGUCUACUGGAGAUAUCCAGCAAACUUCUUUUUGGAGGUCAUGUUAGUGGUACUGGAUUCCAGUCUUCAGGCCAGUCUGUUUCAAACUUCCAAACCAUUUCUAAUGGAGUUGCAUCUUCUGUGUCAGGUGGAAAUAUCCCACCUUUCAAGGGUCAGGUAGGGAGUACAUUUGGAGAUCAGAUUAGUAGCACUGGGUUCCAUUCCUCUGGGGUAUUUGGAUCUGGAACCAUUCCAUCUAAGGUUAUCCCGUCUGUGUCUACUGGCGUUAUCCAGCAAUCAUCUUUUGGGGGUCAGGUAACCGGAAGUGAAUUCCAGUCAACAGUAAAUGUAGGAAGUGGAGUUCAAACUGUACAAACUCGCCCAUUCCUUGGACCAAUCAUUGAAGCGAACACACCCGGAUAUCAAGAAGAAUGUCGUUGUGUUGCCAAACAUCUUUGUCCUAUUGCUGAUGUUAUUCCUCGUCAUUCUUCCAUUGACAUUAGGGAACUUAUUGAUGCACGUUCAAGAGUCUCAGAUAUCCUUUCAAAUGCAACAGAUCUAGAAGAAACCGAGAUUACCACAACCAUUGCCCCUGAAAUUGACACUGUCAUUCCUGACAAUGAGGAAGAGUCUCGUCAGAAAAGAGACAUACUCACAGCUGACAUUCAUGGCCAUGAUGAUGUGGACUAUCAAGAGCGCCAGUUUUCAGGCUACGUUCCUGGACUAACUGGAUGUGAAUCCCACCAAGUGUGCUGCAGAAACCCUGUUUAUGCUCCUCGUAAAAAACACCAUACUUGUGGUAAAAGUAAUGCUGCUGGUCUCCUGGGUCGAGUGAAAAAUCCUUCUUUUGUGAAUGAUGAUUCCGAGUUUGCCGAGUACCCAUGGCAAGCAGCCAUUUUGAAACUUGAUCAAGGAGAGAAUGUUUAUGUGUGCGGUGCAGUUUUGAUAACUGACAGACAUCUCCUAACAGCGGCUCACUGCGUGAAAAGUUUGCAUUCAAACACCAUGAUCAUCCGCAUGGGUGACUGGGAUGUAACAACGGCAGCAGAAUUUUAUCAACACGUUGAAAUUCCAGUAUCAGAAGUCGUCAUCCAUCCCGAGUAUUAUGCUGGAAAUCUCCAGAACGAUAUCGCUCUAAUGACACUACAAUACCCUGUUGAUUUUGAUAAAAACCCGCAUAUCUCACCGGUGUGCCUUCCUGAGAAAUACGACAGCUUCAUCGGUCAGCGAUGCCAUUCCACCGGAUGGGGGAAAGAUGCCCACGGAGAUGGAGGGAAAUUCCAAAGGGUUUUGAAGGAAGUCGAGGUUCCAGUCUUGUCUCAUUUACAGUGCCAAAAAGCCUUGAGGUUCACUCGCUUGGGUGCAUCGUUCUCGCUCCCCGAAGGCAACAUCUGCGCAGGCGGCGAGGAAGGACGAGAUACUUGUGAGGGUGAUGGUGGUGGUCCCUUGGUAUGCCCUGGGCACAAUGGCUAUGCUCAGUUGGUGGGUCUGGUAUCAUGGGGCAUUGGCUGUGGUAAAGUGGGUAUUCCUGGUGUUUAUGUCGAUGUGGCUCACUACCUCGACUGGAUACGAGCUAAUUCUCAUUAACUACAAUAUUAUAUUAUGUUUUAGUUAUCCAGUUGAUCUGGAUAUUUUAAGCAACGUCUAGAUACCCAGUUGAUCUGGAUAAAAAAGUAAAUAAAUAUAAACGCGAUGCUCAGUUGAUCUGGCAUAUAAGGCAAACCCCAAGAUGCUCAAUUAUUUUGGUUGCUGAAGAAUAAAGGCCUAGCCUGGAUACUGAGAACAUUCAAUCACCUACGUUGAUCGAUCUCAUCCGUAGUGUCUAAUUCAUCAACAGGACUUGAUUGACUGUGAUAUUGCAUCAUAUAUUUAGCACUGAAGCGGCCAAAUGUUCAAAAUAAUGAACUGUUUUCUCAGUUCUCUGUCCAUUAUUUAUAUCAUAUCCAUUGUUAAACAAUAUUGUUCAUCUAUUUAUGAAUAAACUUUA
Molecule: messenger RNA, 3419 nt
Organism: Macrobrachium nipponense
Lineage: Eukaryota; Metazoa; Arthropoda; Malacostraca; Decapoda; Palaemonidae
Biological process (GO): proteolysis
Molecular function (GO): serine-type endopeptidase activity
Source: RefSeq, a predicted model, not a curated record